Messenger RNA from Emiliania huxleyi CCMP1516, 1164 nucleotides. RefSeq lists its product as hypothetical. Gene Ontology annotation, biological process: mannosyl-inositol phosphorylceramide biosynthetic process. Lineage: Eukaryota; Haptophyta; Isochrysidales; Noelaerhabdaceae. The transcript is spliced from 2 exons. The record is from RefSeq and is a predicted model, not a curated record. Gene Ontology annotation, molecular function: mannosyltransferase activity. Bases 1 to 1164 code for a protein of 387 amino acids.
AUGCACCACCAAAAAAUCUUUCGCGCCGGCUUCGCCCGCCGGCCCGACGGAGGCCACACGGCCGUACUCUUCUCGUCAACUUACGAAAAGCCGGGCCUGUACGAUCUGCAGCGCAUCCGGCUGCGUGCGUGGCGUGCGCUGCUCUCUCGCGAGAUGAGCCAGCAGCACGUGCAGUGCACCUGGCUCACCUGGCUGGUGCUGGCUAAGCCCGUCCAUGUGUACGCGCGCGAGCCGCAGACUCCUAAUGGCAGGCAUUACGGCAGAGAGACGCAGUCAAAGCAAGACACCUCAGUGGCAGGUGGGCAGGCUUCGCAGUGUCCGCCAGGCUUGGCGUUCGUCUCGGACGUGUCUCCCGAUCCAUCGAGCCGUGUCAACGAGCCUCCCUCGCGCAUCCCGAAGAUCAUCCAUCAGACGGGCCGCAGCCGCUGCGUCUCGGCGAAGUUCCACGAGGUCAUGCGAGCUUGGAUGGACCGCUUCCCGGGCUGGGCCUACCGCUUCCAUGACGACGCCGCGAUGGAGAGCCUCUUGGCGCGUCGGUGGCACGCCUUCCCGCUGCUCCAUGCGGUGGUGCAGUGCGUCCACUCCAUGACCAUGAAGGCGGACAUGUGGCGUUACCUGGCCCUCUGGCGAUACGGCGGCAUCUACGCUGACAUGGACGUCAAGCCGCGCACGCUCAGCAACGCGUCGAUCUCUCUCGACAGCGAUGCGCUCUUCUUCAUCGACGCAAGUGUGAGGUCGCUGACCCAGUACUUCAUGGCAGCCACAGCGCAAUCGCCACUCAUGGAAUCUGCGCUCAAGGCGGCGAUCUGUCACGUGCUCGACUCGCGCUUCCCCGGCGGCGUCAAUCGGUUCAUGUACAUCGCGAGGACGACUGGCCCGGGCGCACUCAAGAGAGGAUUCGUCACUUUCAUGGAAUCAAACGUGAGCAUGAACAUCACAUACGGCACGAGCAUCACCCCAGGACUCUACAUUGGCCAGGGAGGUCACAGAGUUCGCGUGGCGGGCGAUCAUAAUCGGAUGAUAGUGCGAGAUGCGCUCGGACGUGCCAAGAAAGGCGAGUACACGAGCAUGAACAUGACACACUUCAGCGGAUUCAACCAACACAACGGGUUGAACGCCACAAAUCGAUCGUGCAUGAGCGAGGAACGGUCUUGUGCUGCGUAA